AUGGGCGAAGAAGAGACGUUUGCUAUCUGCGAUCCGCAAUCAGCAUCCUCCUGCAUUGAAGCAAUGGAGAACAUCGAACGAUACAUCACAGCUGAGGGUCCCUUUGAUGGUAUCAUGGGGUUCAGUCAGGGCACCAGUAUUGCCCUUGGCUGGUUGAUCCAGAGACGGCGAGAGGCCUCAGGCAAAGAACCACAGCCAUUGCCAUUCAAGGUCGGAGUGUUUUUCUCGAAUCCCUGGGGCGUGUACGAUGGCGCGGCGCUUGCAGAUGGCCGACUUGAAUAUUUGGAUCGAUCGGCUUUUGAAAACCUGUUGGACUUUCCCACCGCGCAUAUCUGGGGUUCGGCAGACCGCGAUCACGAGAUGGCAGAGCUGGUUAGUGCUUCUUGUGUGUCAGAGAAGCGGUCCACCUUUGUUCACUCUCGAGGGCAUGAGAUCCCGGCAGAUACCCAUACGGUAAUUGCCAUGGCUAAGGCGAUCAAUCGGGCAAUGGUGCGGGCUGGAUUGGAAUCAUUAUAG
Messenger RNA from Penicillium nucicola, 516 nucleotides. RefSeq lists its product as uncharacterized. Gene Ontology annotation, cellular component: cytoplasm; nucleus. The record is from RefSeq and is a predicted model, not a curated record. The coding region runs from base 1 to 516 and encodes 171 amino acids. NCBI's taxonomy places the organism in Eukaryota, Fungi, Ascomycota, Eurotiomycetes, Eurotiales, Aspergillaceae. The transcript has a single exon.